UCUCCUCCCGAUCGGACGUGAAUUUACCGGGUUGUUUCACCCUCGAGUCGAGUCUAUCGUCGUCGCCGCAAUCAAUCCUCAAACUAGCUCGUUAGUAGUGGAUGCUUUUGUUCUAGCACACCGGUUUUCUGAGAAUCUCGGGCGGGAUCCACCACUUGAGUGAGUGACUGAUUUGAUUAGGAAAUUCGAGGAAGCAGCGGACAAUCAUGAGGACCGGAUUGCCGCCACCAUCGCUGAUCGUUGGAAUUACGGCUCUUCUGCUUAGCGUCCAGUUGUCACAAGUGCAAUCUCAAAGCGCCCCAUGUACCACACCUACCCGCAACCCAGGGCUCUGCGUGGACAUCCGGAGAUGUACCAAUAUCUUCAACAUAGUUUCCAAUCCCACUCCGCCGCCGACCGGAAUUGCCAACUACAUCAAAAAAGCGGCCUGCACAUUACCGGGAAUAGAACGGAGCGUCUGCUGUCAACCGCAUGAAGUUAAGCCAGAACAACCGACGACAGCGGCUCCUCCUACGUCGGUCGGUGGAUCCAGCCUUUUACCGGAUAAGUGCGGCCAAGCCGUAGCCGAUCGAAUCGCUUUUGGCAAUGUGACCAAAGUGUUUGACUAUCCAUGGAUGGCUGUGCUCAAGUACAACUCCAACGGUGAACUGGUGGACGGAUGUGGAGGAUCAUUGAUCAACAAGCGCUAUAUUUUAACUGCAGCCCAUUGCCUCAGGACCCGAAGCACGCUGCAAUUACAAGUCGUCCGACUUGGCGAACAUGACAAGAGCUCCGAAAUCGACUGUAACAUCUACAAAAACAAGAAGGGAGAAAUCAUUGAACGAGAUUGCGCCAACAAGACUGAAGAUUACGGAAUCGAAUCCAUUGUAGUUCAUGAAAGCUACCAAAAGCCGAAGUACAGCAACGAUAUCGGUCUUAUUAGGCUCGAUAGAGACGUAGAGAUGCAAGAUCACAUCCAUCCAAUUUGCUUACCGGUAACCCCAGCAUUACGAUCGGCUCAGUUUGAGCGCUACGUGGUAACCGGUUGGGGAACUACUGAAAAACAAACCGGUUCGGACGUACUGCUUAGUGCCAUCGUGCCGCGAGUGAGUAAUGCGGAGUGCCAGGAAAGGAUGGCCCAGAACAACUUGAAAGUCCAGCUCAGUGACAAACAGAUGUGUGCCGGUGGCGAAGGCCUUGUGGACACUUGCCGGGGUGAUUCCGGUGGGCCGCUAGGAUACAGUGCCGACUUUAAUGGGGCUCGAUUCGUGCAGUUCGGUGUGGUGUCGGCCGGUAUCGAUUCAUGCGGUCUGAAAAGUGUUCCCGGAAUCUAUUGCCGAGUAGCUGCCUAUAUGGAUUGGAUACUGGCAAACAUGAAACCCUAAAACUGACGAUAAUUGACGUUGCGAAGAGCUUUUAUUAUUAGCGUUUAAUUAGAAUUUAAUAUUAAUUGUACUCCUCCAGACUGUAAUAAACAUUUUGAUUUUUGUAACUUGAGAA
Molecule: messenger RNA, 1479 nt
Organism: Uranotaenia lowii
Lineage: Eukaryota; Metazoa; Arthropoda; Insecta; Diptera; Culicidae
Product: serine protease grass-like
Exons: 4
Coding region: 207-1364 (385 amino acids)
Biological process (GO): proteolysis
Molecular function (GO): serine-type endopeptidase activity
Source: RefSeq, a predicted model, not a curated record